Molecule: messenger RNA, 553 nt
Organism: Penicillium subrubescens
Lineage: Eukaryota; Fungi; Ascomycota; Eurotiomycetes; Eurotiales; Aspergillaceae
Exons: 3
Coding region: 93-449 (118 amino acids)
Source: RefSeq, a predicted model, not a curated record
AAAGUGGCGACGCAAUCGGUCUUGUGAAAUAAAACCCCCCGCGAUGUCGCAACUCACUCAAUGAUCUUUCUUUCUUUACAUUUCACAUCAUCAUGUCUACUCCCAAGGGUCCAUUCCGUCUCGUCACCGUCAACACAGCGCCCGAGCGCGCGAAGCGUCUCAUCGGCCGUGUCGCGGAGGCUCUGAAGGACCAGUACACUAUUAUCCACGUGGAUAACUGCGACAAGAUCGACGAGGUCGAGGCCAAGGUCAAGGAGCACCAGCCGGACGUUCUGUUCAGUGCCUCCAUGUGGACCGACGAGGAGGCCAAGCAGAUCCACGACAUUGCCCGCUCCAUCGUCCCCAACAUCAAGUUGCACGCCAUCCCUACCGGCCUGCAGGUCGAGCGUGGCCCGGAUGCCAUUGUCGAGUACCUCUGCGAGAAGGUCCCCCCGCUGCUGGACAGCUAGAUGACAGACAUUUCAUAAAUUUAUAGAGAGAUGCGAUUGAUGUAUAUUUGUUGUGAAUACCAUGUCUGAUGAUUUAGAGGAGCUUCUCAAAAAAAAAAAAUUAC